Molecule: messenger RNA, 1445 nt
Organism: Eptesicus fuscus (big brown bat)
Lineage: Eukaryota; Metazoa; Chordata; Mammalia; Chiroptera; Vespertilionidae
Gene: HOXB2
Product: homeobox B2
Exons: 2
Coding region: 1-1077 (358 amino acids)
Biological process (GO): regulation of DNA-templated transcription
Molecular function (GO): DNA-binding transcription factor activity, RNA polymerase II-specific; DNA binding
Source: RefSeq, a predicted model, not a curated record
AUGAAUUUUGAAUUUGAGAGGGAGAUUGGGUUUAUAAACAGCCAGCCAUCGCUCGCCGAGUGUCUGACUUCCUUUCCCGCUGUCUUGGAGACAUUUCAAACUUCAUCAAUCAAGGAGUCGACAUUAAUUCCUCCUCCUCCUCCUUUGGAGCAAACCUUCCCCAGCCUCCAGCUCGGCGCCUCCACCCUUCAGAGACCCGGGAGCCAAAAGCGAGCCGAAGAUGGGCCCGCUCCGCCGCCGCCGCCGCUCCCCGCCGCCCCCCUGGCCCCCGAGUUCCCCUGGAUGAAAGAGAAGAAAUCCGCCAAGAAACCCAGCCAGUCCGCCACGUCUCCUCCGGCCGCCUCCUCGGCCCCAGCCUCCGGGGUCGGCUCGCCCACAGCAGAGGGCCCGGGGCUGGCGGAGGCGGCCGGCGGCGGGGCGCGCAGGCUGCGCACGGCGUACACCAACACGCAGCUGCUGGAGCUGGAGAAGGAGUUCCACUUCAACAAGUACCUGUGCCGGCCGCGCCGCGUCGAGAUCGCGGCCUUGCUGGACCUCACCGAGCGGCAGGUCAAAGUCUGGUUCCAGAACCGGCGCAUGAAGCACAAGCGGCAGACGCAGCACCGAGAGCCGCCCGACGGGGAGCCGGCCUGCCCGGGCUCUCUGGAGGACACCGGCGAGCCCGCCCCGGAACCCGGGGCCAGCCCCGGCCGCCUCUCCGCCUCGCGGGCGGCGGCGCGGGAAGCCUGCUCUCACCCGUCCGAGGUCGCCCCAGGCCCCCCGGGCGCUCCGGGCGCUCCGGGCGCCCCGCCUUUGACCUCUCGCCCGGAGGGCGCGGGGACGCCGAGCCCCGGCUGCGCCCUGCGCGGGCCCCGCGGGCUGGAACCCGAGCUGUGGCCCGAGGAGGCCUUCCCUGAGCGGCAGGAUUCGCCUUUCCUGCCCGACCUCAACUUCCUCGCGGCCGACUCCUGUCUCCAGCUGUCCGGCGGCCUCUCCCCCAGCCUGCAGGGCUCGCUCGGCAGCCCUGUUCCCUUUUCCGACGAAGACCUGGACUUCUUCACCAGCACCCUCUGUGCCAUCGACCUGCAGUUCCCCUAACCGUCUCCUCCUCCCGGCCUUUCUGCCCCCCACCCCGGCCUCCCAGGAGCCCCCAGCCCCCAAGUGGUUUAGACUUCUUUGUGUAUUUUGCUAAAAUUCAGGUAUUAUUGAAUUAGCGUUUAAUCCACUUCCUUUCUUCUCUCUCUAAAAUAUUGGCUACUCGGGUGUCUUUUUGAAACCACAGAAAAACUCCGUUCGGUAGACUCCUUCCAACGAAAUCUCAGGAAUAAUGACACUGUAGGGGGGACUAGGGGGGGCUUUUUAAGUUUUAGACCGUAGAUUAUUUAUUAAAACUCUUUAAUAAUAGGAAAAGGGGAAAGUAUUUAUUGUACAUUAUUUUCAUAGAUUAAAUAAAUGUCUUUAUUAUA